UAACUGACUCUACCUGGGGCCACAAUCAUGAACGUUAUUUCUCGUCCUCAUCGUGAUCGUCCUUUUGACAACAUCAUAGCGACUCUGGUGUGCACUUCCACUUUCACAUCAAUGCUUCUUCAAUACUCCGGUGUCGCAGGACCUCUUCCACUUUUUACCCACUAGUAACUGUAGGCAUACGCAUAUACUACGGCAACAGCAAGAUGAACCAAUUGUAUUCUGUGCGCCGCAUUUUCGUGUAGUUACUCAAGAAAGCGAGAACUUUGACUUUCAUCUAAAUUGAAAUACCCUAUUUCAUCUGGUACAUUAGCGGCCACAGCACAUAAUAUAUUCACCCCGCCUAGAGCCAUUCUCGAUUGUCGAGAAGUAGUAACCUUACAUGUGGUAGACGUAAAAAACCCCAAAACUUACGUUGCUUCACACUACCAGCACAUCAAACCAUGUCCGCGAAUUCAUCUAAAGGCAAGGACCAAUACGUCUACUUCGAGUUCUCCGCACUUGGCGGCCGCGCGACCCGGCAUCUGCAAGAGCAACACGAACUCGAUAGCCAUGGAAACAAUAGCACGGGAGAAAGCAACAAGAAGAAGGACCAAAAGCAGAAUCUCAAAAUGUUCCUCGUUUUAAAACUAAACCACGACCUCCGGGAUUUCGACGGGGAUUACUUGGUAACCAGCACAAACCCCUGUCUCCAGGGGGUUCGCCACGCCUCCUGCUGGCGCGAUGAGCAACACAGAGGGUUUGACGCAACUUUACAUGAGAUGUGCAUCGCGCGGAACCGGUUGUUGUCUGCUGGAGCUGAAGCGGAAGACGAUUUGAUGCUUUUGACCCAACAAGCUCUGAUGAACAGGAGGAUGCGGGAGAAGAUGCUCGGGUUUGGUGAAGCAGGCCAAAAUUCAAAUGGUGCUGGCCACGCAGGGGAAGCUACCGAUGGCACAAUGAUCCGGCGAACCGCGUCCGUUGCAGCCCUCAACGAGCCGGAAGACCAAUUACUCGACAACGGCCGGUAUCAGCCCGAAAUGGAGCUGGUCGCGCAAAUGCGGCAAACGAGUAAGGACGAGGAUAAGAAGCAGAUGGAUCGCCAUCGCGAAGCGCAAAACCGGCAGACCAGGAAGAAUUUGGAUAGCGUGAUUUUCCGGGAUAAGUUCGGAAAAAUCGUGGAUCGGUCGAAACCGAGGUUUAACUCCCCCGUGCCUUUAACCGCACCGAAAUUGACGCCCAGAGGAGGAGGGGGAGGUGCACAUAUCAAAUGCAAAAAUGUCUGGGUCUGGACGAUUCUAAACUUGUAAUGCUGUCUCUGGAUUCUAAAAAAAUUUGUAUUGCAUGACCAGGAAAAGGACUCCAGUUUGUGCUACGUGGAGAGGGCAUUUCUCAUGCGGUAGAGGCGUCACAAAGUCCUCUAAAAAUCUGUGACGCUAGGGCAUGCAUCACAGACAUCAUGGGCCAUUCAAAAUCUGCAUGACAAACCCAGCAACAUUUCAGACCCAGACAUUUUUGCAUUUGAUAGCACAUCAAUCGAAGCAGAAUCAGCGAGCACAUCAAAUCUCGACAGAACGCUCUGUGUCGAAAUCACCAAGAGGAGAGAUCCACACCCCGUCUGGGUCGCACGCCAGUGGGGCCGCUCAGGAUUUGAACGACGCGGUUGCAAGGUACAAGGACAACACAAGGGUUCUGACCGGCGGAGUGAAUGAAGACAAGCGAUUUUCUGCGCAGAAGAAACGGUCUGGGACUCUGGCACUUCCCGGCGAGGGGCCGCGAAGGGGCCCGUCAAAAUCGCCAGCGGGUUCCCCGCGAAUCUCCGGGUCACCGAAAGGCGGCGGUGGUGGUGAAUAUCCUGAGUAAAAACGUACCCACACCAGAGUCAGGAUGGGGAUUUUGCAACACAAACCUAGGAGUUUUGGGAGUCACGCAUGACAAGUUGCACUCCGCAGUGUAGUGCAGGUUAGCAAGUGCAGCCGCAUCACAGAUUCAUCUGCUCAUCCUCUUCACAGCAUCACAAAUUCGAAUACACGAUUGGAAACGGCUUUUAUGGGGAUGUGCAUUACAAGUCUUCCUGUCUUUGCAAAUCUGCAUUACAACUCUGGUGUGGGGACGUUUUUACUCAGGAUAGUGAAAGCACAUUACUCACUCCAAGUCCAAGAUCCAUUCGUUCUCGCACUCCAAGCAAUCGUUCCGAACGCUCCCAGCAGUCGUCCAGUGAGAGGUCUUAUCAAAUGUAAAAAUGUCUGGGUCUGGAAGAAUGGAACUUCUCAUGCUGAUUUUGGAUUCUAAAAAAAUAUGUAUUUUUGCAUGAGCAGCAAAGAUAGUCCAAGUUUUGCUACACGGAAAGAGCAUUUGUCAUGCGGUAUAGGCAUCAGGAAGCCCUCACAAAAUCUGUGAUGCUACGGCAUGCAUCACAGACAUCAUGGGUCAUGGAAAAUAUGAAUGACAAGUCAAGAAAUCCUCCAGACCCAGACAUUUUUACAUUUGAUAGGUCUGGGCAACCGAGAACGAGCAAUACAAACCCAGCCGCCCAUAUGCAAGAAAAAUAAAACUGUGUAAGUGUAAAUUUGUGUUGCAGAACAUGCAACAGAGUUACACCUGUCAUGCCAGACAGCCACGAAGUCCUCUUUUCGUGUGUGUUUUCCCUUACAAGCCACGCAUGACAGGUUUUCUCUGUCAUGUAGAGCAAAUUUGUGAUGCUGUUUCUCAAAGAAAGUUACACUUACACACUUUUUUUCCUGGAUAGCCCAAGCUUUGCCCUCCGUUCUUGGAGCGAGUUCUGCGGUGCAAAGCAAUUUCUUGCAGAACAAGCAAUUAGCCGCGGAGGGAAAGCACCGCGCGACCGCGCCGGAGAUGGUCGAUGAGGAUCCGAAUGGCUAUGAGCCGAAGUUGCAGAGGAAAACCUCGUCUGUCUUCAACCUCUUCGGCGGAAGAGACAAUGCUUUGACCAAAACCUCCGCCCAGGCGAAAUUUUUUGAAUCAAUCGCCACCAGUGCAGCUGCGACCACAGAUACAACUUCUUCUGCUGCUGCGAAGAAGAAGCGCGCUUCUCUCGAUGACGAUGAUGACAGAGCGUUUCCCGAAGCGCGGGAAUUCGGCUACCACAAGUACAACGACAUGUACCGAUUGCGGCCGGGUGAGUUGUUGCAAACCGAAGUUAUCCUGAGUAAAAACGUACCCACACCAGAGUCAGGAUGGGGAUUCUGCAACACAAGCCUAGGAGUUUUGUGAGUCACGCAUGACAAGUUGCACUAUGCAGUGUAGUGCAGGUUAGCAAGUGCAGCCGCAUCGCAGAUUCAUCUGCUCAUCCUGUUCACAGCAUCACAAAUUCCAAAACACGAUUGGAAAUGGCUCUCAUGGGGAUGCGCAUUACAAGUCUUCCUGUCUUUGCAAAUCUGCAUUACAACUCUGGUACAAUCCGGGGCUCAACGGUCCCCGCCCCCCCUCAUCGUGGGUUCAACGGCCCCGCCCCAAAGGAGACCACUUACAAAUAUUUUUUUCGUAGAUUGAAAAUUUCAUCGCGACCAACCGUUCGCCAUCGGCUGAAGCUGCACAUGCAUCCGGAGUAGUUUUGAAAAAUUAACUUUAUUGCCCGCGGCUUACGGGUUUCGUCUAAAGGUUCUUCGUCAGGGUGCGCGGUUUCUAUUAUUGGCGUUUGGCUUGGUCGCACCCUAUGGCUAGUAUCUGAGAUCAGCAGACCGUUUAUUUCGGGGGACAGUAGCGCGCGAAAAAAGUUCGUCGCGGGGGCACCCCGCAUGGUUCGUUUCUGUAUGUUUUCCGCGCCAUGCAUCGAUGGCCGGGGGUUCGGUCGUGUUUCCCGCUGGGUUUUUCAAACGCGGGUUUGCAAAACCCGUUUGCAUAGGGCGUUCCCAGUAUCCGCGUUUACACAGAUCCCGAUUAGCGCGCACUAAGCGCAACUAUCUCCAUACGCAGUGGUCUCCUCCCUAUCUUUACUACCGUCAGGUGCAGCGGCUUUCUGCACAUCGCGCUUAGUCUCGACCCAUAUCGACCCCCCUUGCUAUUCGUCCCACAGCAUAGCAACGUCCGCCGCGGCUUACGGCUAUAGACGUUAACUAUAUCGUGGGGAUUUUCCAUGCGUGUGUCCGGUCCAAGUUCGAAAGGGUUCAGGGGUGACCCCCCUGUAUGCAUGCGGAUUUAUGUUUCCGACGGGUUUAGGGUUUUGCUUUGUAUGGACCAAUGCGGCGCGCACAUCGAUUUUCCUGGCAGUGUCGACCUGCUGUACACGGCGCAACCCCCGGCGGAAAUAGACCGGAAAGCGCAAAUCUGAAACUGAAACUGAAGCUCUGGCGUGGGGCCCAAUGAAAAAAAAAAAAAAAAAUCUGCAUUACAACUCUGGCGUGGGUACGUUUUUACUCAGGAUAGAAGUGCCUUCAUCCUUACUCUAUGACGAAAAAUACGGGCACAUUUCUGGCUAUGGAAGCGUCAGGUUUGAAAUCGUCAAAGUUGAAAUAAUCCGUAAUGCAUAAAAUGCAUGACCCGAGGCACGUGUGUUGCAGAGCAGGCAAGUGAGGCCGAUUGUAAGCCUGUUUAGGGUUACAGCUCGAGCUGCUAAAGUAGCAUGAGAAAAUCGCUCCUCUUUGCCUAAACAGCAUGACAAACUGGAUUUAGGGACCGCCGAGAUUUGUCAUGCGCUACUUGGAAACUGGGUUCCAACUGGCAUCCAUUUUAUGCAUGACAUAUUAUUUCAACUUUGUCGAUUUCAACUCUGGCACAUCCAUACUGGCGUGAAUUUCCACACGAAGGUGCACGAGCAGAUAGGCCGGGAUAACGAUAAGGACCACGAUUUAUCCUACGUGUUGAACCACCCGGGACUGAGAACGCGGUACAUCUUACACGUCCACGUCCCGCGAUUCCCGUUUUCCGAUGAGGAUUUGUUGAAGAUGAUAUGAAAGCCUCAGGUUGGAAAUCCUCAAAGUGGAAAUAGUUUGUAAUGCAGAAAAGCAUUCCAGUUGAAGCGCCACUUCUAGGCGGCGCAUGACAAAUUUCUCUUGCUGCACUCAAAGCAUGCCUGUCAUGCUGGUUAACGCAAAGGGGUGCCCUCCUCUGGUGCUAAAAAUCAGCACUCCAAUUCUUGACACGUAGAAGGGCAAUAGUCGGCCUUCAUUUUUGCGUCCUCUGCAAUACAGUCUUUUUUGCCGCGCCCGCGUCGCAUUUCAUGCAUCACAAAUUAUUUCCACGUUGAGGAUUUCCAUUCUGAGGCUUUCAUAGAUGAAACGGAACGCGGAUGAGCAUUUUAUGUACAAAAGGCUGAUUCAGAAAUCCGCGGAAGACUACGCGUAUCCUGUGCAAAAGUAUCGUACUCGUAUUGCAAUCAUGCAUUACAAAUCUUGUUCUUAAGGCAAAAAUGUAGCAUUACAAAUUUCAUUUCUCAUGCUGAGGAAAUUUGUAAUGCAUUUAUACGAGUGCGAUACUUUUGCACUGCAUAACGCGAAAACGGUGGACGAAGCGAAGUUGUCGGUCAGGAAGGUUUGGCGCUGCGUGAUGACGCACGCGCUACUGGAGAUCGAAUCACAAUCGUUAAUAGCGAACCGACAGGCGGUGGUUGAAAGAAAAAAUUCGAAAUCACCGAGGCCCAGCCCAAGAAAUUCGCCAGUGCCGUCAAAUGAUCCUUCACCACUCCCAACACCAGAACCGAGUCCGAGAUUCAUCGUCGGUGCGGACGGGCAAGAGCAGGAAACCGGUAUCCAAACGGUGAAGGCGAUGAGUAAAGAGGAGAAAGCGAGGAACCAACCGAAGAAACAAGACAUCAUCCGGGUGGGAGCGCCGGCGAUCGGGAGCGGGGGCAGGCAUUUUGAUAAAGACGUUGCGGCGGCGCACGCUCUUGCGGGAUUGUGGGAUGUGUACCAAAAUCAGAAGCAAAUGCAGAAGGUGUUGUCGAUCGAAGUCAGCUUUCUGGAAAAGGAUAAAUUCGUUUUUCUCGUGUGGCGCGGGAUGGCGGAGACGGCACUGAAAAGGGUGACGAAGCAGCACUACGAAAGGAGUGUCGCAGGGAGGGCCAGGUGUUGUGGGAUGUGCUGAUGAUGUUGGCGAUUAUAGCGGGAAAUAAAAGCUGCUGUUGAAGAGGCUAGCUAAGCAGCCCUCAAUUUUUUAUUUUUUUGAUGUAACCAUAGAGAAAGAAAAAAAUCGCUCGCAGUCCGUGCUUGCCAAGAAUUUUUGAGAGACGCUCUUUGAAAAAUUUGUUUUUGUUUGGUGCUGUACUACACUCAUUCCAACGCUGCACCGCUUCUGCUUUGUUAAUCAAUAUCAACGCCUCUCGCCACCUUCGAGAUGUGUUUCG
Amoebophrya sp. A120 is the source of this 6277-nucleotide messenger RNA. Lineage: Eukaryota; Dinophyceae; Syndiniales; Amoebophryaceae. The record is from the annotation of a GenBank genome assembly.